CCCGCGUCCGCGCCCACUGGGUCUCACGCAGCAGCAGGGCUGAGGCGGGCGGCCCUGCCUUCUUGGCCAGGAAAGGCGAGGCCCGCGGCUUCUCCUCGGCGUUCCCGGCUGGGACGGCCGCCAGGGCUCUGGGCCGGCCUCCAGCUCCAAGCACAGAGGAGACGCCCCUCGAGUUGCUGCGGAGCAGACUUUUCAGUGCCCGCCCGCCCGGAACAUGUCCCUCUCCGGGGGCCAGAGACGGUGAGGAGGCCGCGCGGCGGCCGUCAGCUCUGUGCCAUGCGGACGCCGCUGCCACUCUGCCUCGGGGACUUCUGGCUGCUGCUCCUGUGCUGCACGUGGCAGGUACAGGGAGCCCAGCCAGGGGCCCAGGACCACCCAGGGUUUGCGGUCCUCGCCUCUGCUUCCCAUUACUGGCCGCUGGAGCGAGUGGACGGGAUCCAUGAACUUCAGGAUGUGACUGGAGCGUCUCCAGCUUUCAACCUCACUGUGCUCCCCUCCCACACCUCCGUCUUUGUGCCCGCCAGCGACUCUGCCUACUCCAAUCUCUCUGCAACCGUAGACCUCAUGGAAGCCAAGGUCAACAAGAGCAUCUACCUCUGGGAGAAGAAGGGGGUGACGCUGCUCCUGCACAGCAGCACCUCCUGCAUCAGCCUCCCUGAGCGGUGCGGCCAUGCGGGGGUCACCUUCUCCUUCUUCUGGAAGAUCCAGGGAGAGCAGUCCCGGCCGGCCCCUUCCACGUACAGGGGACAGGUGAUCUCCGACGCCUUCAAGGUCUGCUCCAGCGGCAGCCGGGGCUCUGUGGAGCUGUACACGCGAGCAAACUUCAUGACGUGGAAGGCCACCUUCAGCCUGCUGGGCCCCUACUGGACUCAUGUCCUGUUCACGUGGAACUCCAAGGAGGGCCUGAAAGUCUACAUCAACGGCACCCUGAGCACGUCCCAGCCCCGUGGGAAGGUGUCGCACAGCUACGGGGAGCCCAGCGCCAGCCUCGUGAUCGGGCCGGAGCAGGACCAGGCCGCAUGCUACGAGAAUGGCGCUUUCGACGAGUUCAUCUUCUGGGAGCGGGCGCUGACCCCCGCGGAGGUCUGGAUGUACUUCUCGGCGGCUGUGGGAAAGCACGGUUUGUGGUCAUCCACGCCGCCCAGCUUCACGCCGCCGACAGUCGGCACUACAAUGCCCACAGAUGCCUACCACCUCAUCAUAGCCAGCCUAGAGGAGGAGGGGAAGAGCUUCUCGCAGCCCGGAGCCGCACUGAGCUACCUCCAGAAUGUGUCCCUCAGCUUGCCCAAUACGUCUCUCUCGGAGGAAACAGCGCUGAAUCUCACGAAGACCUUCCUCUGGACCGUGGGCGAGGUGUUGCUGCUGCCCAGCUGGAUGGCGGCGUCAGAGGACAAAGCCCUGGUGCCAGGCCUCCUCGACACCAUCGACGUGGUCUUGGGCCAUGUAUCCUUCAAGGUGCCCGGUGGCAGGCCCCAGGUCACCUUCACAGGCUCCUCUUCCGUGGCAGACUUCUCCGUGGCCAGGCUCCUCCCGAGGUCCCUGAGUGCAGCCCACUACCGCUUCCCUGCCCACGGGGACAGCUACAUCGAGAUUCCCAGCGAGGCCCUGCGCGGCCCAGCCUGGACCUCAGUCGUGGGUCUUCUCUACCACUCCAUGCACUACUACAUCAGCAACAUCCACCCUGCCAGCACCACGAUUGCCACGGCGGCCAGCUGCAGGGAUGGCCUCCUAUCCGCUGCCAGUCCGCUCAUCUCCUUGGAGGUGCGACCCCCACCUGCGCUGUCCCGCAACCUCUCGGGGUCCCCCUUGGUCACCGUGCACCUCAGACACAGACUGACUCGCAAGCAGUACGUGGAUGCUACCAAUGCCAGCAACCGAGUCUUCCUGUACUGCGCCUUCCUGGAGUUCAGCUCUGGGAAAGGUGUGUGGUCGAGCCAGGGCUGUGCACGCAGGGAAGGAAACCUGUCCCACUCCAUCUGCCGCUGCACACACCUCACCAACUUUGCCAUCCUCAUGCAAGUGGUCCCGCUGGAGCUCCCACGUGGACACCAGGUGGCGCUGUCGUCCAUCAGUUAUGUUGGCUGUGUGCUGUCCGUGCUCUGCCUGGCCGCCACGCUGGUCACCUUCGCCGUGCUGUCCUCCGUCAGCACCAUCAGGAACCAGCGUUACCACAUCCACGCCAACCUGUCCUGUGCCGUCCUGGUGGCCCAGGUACUCCUGCUCAUCAGCUUCCAUGCAGAGCCGGGCACGGUCCCCUGCCAGGCGCUGGCCACGCUGCUACAUUACUUCUUCCUGAGCGCCUUCGCCUGGAUGCUGGUGGAGGGGCUGCACCUAUACAGCAUGGUGAUCAAGGUGUUCGGGUCAGAGGGCGGCAAGCAUCUCUACUACUAUGGCAUCGGAUGGGGCUUCCCCCUGGUCAUCUGUACCGUCUCUAUCUCCUUCGCCAUGGACAGCUACGGGACAAGCAACAACUGCUGGCUGUCGCUGGGGACAGGAGCCAUCUGGGCCUUUGUGGGCCCCGCCCUGCUGGUCAUUGUGGUCAACAUUGGCAUCCUCAUUGCGGUCACCAGGGUCAUCUCCCAGAUCAGUACCGACAGCUACAAGCUCCACGGGGACCCCAGUGCCUUCAAGCUGACAGCCAAGGCUGUGGCUGUGCUGCUGCCCAUCCUGGGGACCUCGUGGGCCUUUGGCGUGCUGGCCGUCAAUGACCAGGCCUUGGUCUUCCAGUACAUGUUCGCCGUGCUCAACUCCCUGCAGGGCGGUUUCAUCUUCCUCUUCCACUGUCUCCUGAACUCUGAGGUGAGAGCCGCCUUCAAGCACAAGACCAAGGUCUGGUCUCUCACCGGCAGUGCGGCCCGCAGCGCCAGCGGGAAGCCCUUCAGCUCGGACGUUAUGAACGGGACCCGCCCAGGCAUGGCCUCCACCAGGCUCAGCCCCUGGGACAAGAGCAGCCACUCUGCCCAGCGCGUGGACCUGUCUGCUGUGUGAGAGGGGUGUGGCCAGCGUGUCGCUGUGAGCCGGAGCGCACUGACACAGCCCUCUGCUGCAUGCUGGCCCCCAGCCCUGGACCCCAGGGCUGCACGUGACACACAGGCUGUCAUGGCCGACCACGGCGUGGGCCUCCUGUCCCAGGUGUGCAGAACACAACUCCGAGCCAUGAUUUUCCCCACGUCCACAUGCAGAGCACAGGGCCUGCGCGGCUGUGGCACCUGGCGUCCCAAGUCUCCAAGCUGAGGCCAGCAGAGCCACCUCUCCUUUCCGCAAAUGGUCCUUGCCUCUGUCUGUGCUGGGCUCUGGGCUGGAGUCUCCGGCUGUCUGGAGCAGGACACUGGCCCUGUCUUUGGGGCCAGUGCCACCGCCCUGUGGCAGCCACUGCCCAGCGGCCUGGGCUUUGGGCCAUCGUAGGCACCGCCGUGGAGCAGCGUCUCAGCCGUGUCCUGCAUGCCAUUCCUCUCUGGAGCAAGGCCAGCCUAGGCCCCCCAGCACGAGCUGGCCCUGUCCUCCCCGCCCUGAAGCUCACGGCCUC
This is a messenger RNA of Octodon degus (degu), 3526 nucleotides long. It is a transcript of the gene Adgrd1, whose product is annotated as adhesion G protein-coupled receptor D1. The record is from RefSeq and is a predicted model, not a curated record. The transcript is spliced from 28 exons. Gene Ontology annotation, molecular function: G protein-coupled receptor activity. Gene Ontology annotation, cellular component: membrane. Lineage: Eukaryota; Metazoa; Chordata; Mammalia; Rodentia; Octodontidae. Bases 277 to 2988 code for a protein of 903 amino acids. Gene Ontology annotation, biological process: cell surface receptor signaling pathway; adenylate cyclase-activating G protein-coupled receptor signaling pathway.